UGAGGCUCUGGACCAAUGGCCAGGCCUUUCUUUCAUCACUGCCCGCAGUUUAAAACUGUCAAGUGGAUGCUAGGGUAGCCGGUAGCUUGCGUGGUUGCGGCGGCGACGCUGGGGACGCCGCAAGUGAGGAGUCGGGUCUGGCGAAGACGGUGGGUACCGGCGGCGGGGGCGGCGGCGGCGGCGGCGGCCCGGCCGGUUCCUCCCAGACAAGACCAGGGCGUCAUUCCUGGAGGUGCCCAGAAGAGAGGACACAAGUGACGCGAACUGAGCUUCGUGGUUACCAGCCCAGUAGUUGACUGGACCCAUGGAUGUGGAACCCAGGGACACUGAAGGCUGAAUGAACUGUAUGCCCACUGCUUUUCCCAGUGCUUCCAAAGUGACCUCAUGCCAAUACACCUGGUACUGAACUCAUUGCCCAUUCUCCAAGUAUCAUCUUCCUCCAUUGCUCGAUUUGGUGAGUAGUAGUAUGAUCCAUACUGGACACCUUCACUAGUCUGCACUUUCUCCUUUUAGGUGGUCGUUGAUCGUGACCCCUUGUUUCCAUCACUACAACGCAGCUGUCUCAGAGCCACACCUCACUUCCCCUUGCCAGUGCUGCAUUCUAGUUUAGGGACCUCAUGUGUCUCCUAGGUUGUGUGUGGAGAUGUAGCCCUGCAGUAGAGCUCUUGCACUGACAUGCAUAGUUGCAUAUAUGGGUUCAAUCCUCAGCAUACAAAAGUGAAUAAAACAAGAUUGGUCACGUCCAUUGUUUAAAGCACUUAGUAAGUAUCUUCAGGAAUGAUUCAGCCUUUUAAUAUGAAACAUCAUGAUCUUAACUGUUCCUUUUUACUUCAUCUUUACUCCUUUGCUUCAGCCUAGCCAAAUGCCCUGGUUAUUUUAGCAUAUACGCCACACCUCUAUCUUGGCAUAUGCUCUGUUUUCAUCUUUAGUCUGUCUUCCAGAAUGGACCUGCUCAUCUUUCAGAUGUCAAUACCUGGGCCAUCUUGUCUACCUUACUGGUGUCCUGAGAGCUUGAAUAAUUACUAUUUGUCUUUUAUAGUUUUCUUUAGUUAAGACCUUUAAUUUCUAUGUGUAUAUCUUAGUAGGUUGUAAUGUAUAAACUUAGUUUUCUUAAAAUAAUAUUCCCGAAAUGUAAGUGUCUAAGGAAGGAGGUUUACACAAAUUGUUUGACUGUCUUAGUUCAUUAUCUCACAGGAAAGUAUGCCAUCCCUGGGAUAGCCCAUAAGCCUGAAGAAUGGUGACCACAGCUCUUCUGUCUAACAGAUCCUGCAGGAGACUCUCCUGAAGUAUUUUUCUUUAACCUUUUAUGCAUUUGGCUCAUCUCUUUGAAUGUAUUAUAAAUGCACUGUUUGGAGAAAGGUGGUUUUUGGGGGGCUGAUGAUUCUUGUCUGUAAGAUUGCUUGCAAGUUAAAGCAUUGCUCACUUCUGUGUAUUUAAAAGCUUUGGCUUAAGCAUUACAGGAGACAGCCAAAGUUAACAUGUGCUGUUUGAUAGCUUCUGUGCAAGAUGUCAUCUGAUGAGGACAGAUUCUCACUUCACAUUGCUCACAAUGGCUCUGAUCAUGACAGCUGUGUCUCCACAGACCUUCAGGAAGAAUAUGAAGAACUGCUUCGCUAUGCUAUUGUAAAUCCAAAUGUUGAGUCCAGUGCUUCACAGCCGUCUCAUCCGAAGGGAGAAGUGGUGCCAGAUAGAUUUACUACGCUAGCAGGAAAUAACCCUUUAAAAGAAAGUACAGUCGAUGCUGCAAAAGGAUGUGAUAUUUCCAGCCAUUCAAAAUCAGGGUCAUCACCAGCUUUGUCACCCAGGAAGCCCUCUCACCCAGUCAUGGAGUUUUUCAGUUCACAUCUUUUAGGUGACUCUUCCUCACCAGCCUCUACCUGUACUCGUACAGAUGCCCAUGAAAUAAUUGUGGGCGAUCAUCUUGUUUCUGAUGAAAAUCUUCAGAAGGUGGAGAAUGUCCUUGACCUCUGGAGUUCAGGUCUUAAGACAAAUAUUAUAUCUGAAUUAAGUAAAUGGAGACUUAAUUUUAUUGACUGGCACCGAAUAGAGAUGAAAAAGGAGAAGGAAAAGCAUGCGGCGCUUGUAAAGCAACUGUCGAACCAGAUCAAUGACUUGAAGGAACUGCAGAAAGCCUUUGAGAUCUCCCUCGGGAGAAAGGAUGAGGUGAUUUCCAGCUUGUCUCAUGCUAUCGGCAAGCAAAAGGAACGGAUAGAGUUAAUGAAAACUUUCUUCCACUGGCGAAUUGGCCAUGUCAAAUCAAGACAAGAAGUCUAUGAAGGUAAGCUGGCUGACCAGUACUUCCAGAGAACUUUGCUGAAGAAAGUCUGGAAGGGCUGGCGUUCUGUGGUACAGAGGCAGUGGAAAGAGGUGUUAGAACGGGCCUGCCAAGCGAGGGCUGAAGAAGUCUGUGUGCAGAUCUCCAAUGACUAUGAAGCCAAACUUGCUAUGUUAUCUGGAGCUUUGGAAAAUGCAAAAGCUGAGAUUCAAAGAAUGCAACAAGAAAAAGAGCACUUUGAAGACUCCAUGAAGAAAGCGUUCAUGAGGGGGGUGUGUGCAUUAAACCUGGAAGCCAUGACCAUAUUUCAGAACAAAAACGAUGCAGGGAUAGACUUCACAAAUAAUAAGAAGGAGGACAGUGGCCCUGGUGGUCCAGGAAGAGAGCUUUGUGCUCAUUUGGAUACUUCUUCAUCUACGAUGCCUUCAGCAGUUCCGUCGCAGCUACUGCCAUCUGCAACAGCAGCAGCAGGAAUAGCCAGCGUCACGGCCAUUCCCUCUGCCACUUCCAUGACCUCUGCGGGAGCCACAUCUGCCUCUUCGAUUCAUGUUCCUGUCUCUGUCCUUGGUGCAGGAUCUGCAGCUGCUGCUGCCCCGGAAGAAAUGUACAUACCAAGAGUUGUGACUUCAGCCCAGCAGAAAGCCGGGAAGAUGAUUACAGCUCGGAUCACGGGUCGGUGUGAUUUUGCUUCCAAAACUAGAAUCAACAGCAGUUUGGCCAUCAUGGGAGUUUCUCCCCCCAUGAGCUCGGUAGUCGUGGAGAAGCAUCAUCCAGUCACAGUGCAAACCAUUCCUCAGGCAGCUGCUGCCAAGUACCCACGGACCAUCCAUCCGGAAGGCGCCAUCCCACAUUCUAGGUCUCUCGGAGCCAAGCCAACCCACACCCAGUCUCUCUCGAGCUUUCAGUCCAUAAAAGUGGUUGACUAGAGUGACCGUGUUCACACUCAGGUCUUCUCAGUCCUCUCAGAGGAUCUGACUAGGAGCAGGAAGUUUUUUUGCUUUUGACUUUUCUGUACUGUGAGAACAUCAUGGACACAUCAUGUUCGUCUUUUCAGAAUUUCAAGAGACUUUCCCAUCCUUUGUAACUGUAUGUAGAGAUUAUUUUAAUGUUGUAAUUUUUAUUUAAACAAUUAAGUAGAACUUUUUAAUUAAAAAAAGUGGUUCUAGACA
This is a messenger RNA of Mesocricetus auratus (golden hamster), 3444 nucleotides long. It is a transcript of the gene Poc5, whose product is annotated as POC5 centriolar protein. Gene Ontology annotation, cellular component: centrosome. The coding region runs from base 1507 to 3201 and encodes 564 amino acids. Lineage: Eukaryota; Metazoa; Chordata; Mammalia; Rodentia; Cricetidae. The record is from RefSeq and is a predicted model, not a curated record. The transcript has 12 exons.